Messenger RNA from Seriola dumerili (greater amberjack), 5359 nucleotides. RefSeq names its product oxysterol-binding protein 1-like (gene osbp). Gene Ontology annotation, cellular component: cytosol; membrane; intracellular membrane-bounded organelle. Lineage: Eukaryota; Metazoa; Chordata; Actinopteri; Carangiformes; Carangidae. The record is from RefSeq and is a predicted model, not a curated record. Gene Ontology annotation, molecular function: sterol binding. The coding region runs from base 164 to 2650 and encodes 828 amino acids. The transcript is spliced from 21 exons.
ACGGACGCUGUUUUAAGUAGCUUUGAUGUUUGGAAUGACAUCUUGUUCCUCGAUGUAUCUCAUUAUAUCCGGGCUGUGUUUACUUGACUGUGGUGUAUAACCGGCAGGUUGAGAUGACCGUUAUCGGCUCUAACCUCACCCAGUGAAACUACAGGCUGUUGUGAUGUCAGAGCCUAAGCCCCCUACUCCAACCCCUGGAGACACAUACAAGGGUUGGCUUUUCAAAUGGACCAACUACAUAAAAGGUUACCAAAGACGCUGGUUUGUUCUUAGCAAUGGACUAUUGUCAUAUUACAGGACCCAGGCAGAGAUGGGUCACACAUGCCGAGGCACCAUCAACUUGGCCACAGCCAAUAUCGCUGUAGAGGACUCGUGCAAUUUUGUCAUUUCGAAUGGUGGCGCGCAGACCUACCACCUGAAGGCCAGCUCAGAAGUAGAGCGCCAGCGGUGGAUCACUGCGCUGGAGCUUGCUAAGGCAAAGGCCGUCCAUAUGCAGGCCGAAUCUGAUGACUCAGGUGACGAUUGCCCCGCAGUGCCCCCCACUGCAGGACAGGGUGGAAGCUGCCGUAACUCAGAAGUCCAGUCCACACUACGAACACUGAGCAGCAAGGUGGAGGACCUCACCACCUGUAAUGAUCUCAUUGUCAAGCAUGGGUCUGCCCUCCAGAGGUCUUUGUCAGAACUGGAGGGGAUUCGUGUUGGAGGGGACAUGGGAGAAAAGAUCAGACAAGUUACAGAGAGGGCCACACUGUUCAGAAUCACCUCUAAUGCCAUGAUAAAUGCUUGUAGAGACUUCCUCUCCCUGGCCCAGAACCACAGUAAGCGCUGGCAGAAGGCCUUACAGACUGAAAGAGACCAGAGGAUACGGCUGGAGGAGACUCUAGAGCAGCUGGCUAAACAGCACAACCACUUGGAAAGAGCUUUCAGAGGAGCUACAGUUCUCCCCCCUUCAUUCAGCAAUCCCGCCUUAGGCAACAAAGGUGGUGUUUCGGGAAAAUGUGACGCCAGUGACGAAGAUGAUGACAAUGAGUUCUUUGAUGCUAUGGAAGACCCAGCAGAGUUUAUUACUGUCCCCGCUGACCCCAAGUAUCACAGGAGAUCUGGCAGUAAUGUUAGUGGGUUCAGCAGUGAGACUGGAAUUGACGAUCAGUCGGUAAAUUUUGAUGAACUGUCCUUGGCAUCCAAUCCAGAGUCUCCCCAGCCAUUGGAGCUUGAGCCAGUUAGACAAAGACGAACUCGUAUCCCUGACAAACCCAACUAUUACCUCAAUCUGUGGAGCAUCAUGAAGAAUUGUAUUGGAAAGGAGCUCUCAAAGAUACCAAUGCCUGUGAAUUUCAAUGAGCCCCUCUCGAUGCUGCAACGUCUAUCAGAAGACCUGGAGUACUACGAGCUGCUGGAUAAGGCUGCUAAAUGUCAGAGUUCUCUAGAGCAGAUGUGUUACGUUGCUGCUUUCACAGUCUCUUCCUACUCCACUACUGUCCACCGCACAGGAAAACCCUUCAAUCCUCUGCUGGGAGAAACUUUUGAGCUUGAUCGACUCAGAGAGUGCGGCUACCGCUCCCUGUGUGAACAGGUGAGUCACCAUCCACCUGCUGCAGCUCACCAUGCUCUCUCUGAAAAGGGUUGGAGCCUCAGACAGGAAAUUACACUGGCCAGCAAGUUUAGAGGAAAAUACCUCUCUAUCAUGCCCCUGGGUUCUAUCCAAUGUAUAUUUGAUAAGAGCAACAAUCACUACUCUUGGAAAAAAGUUACUACAACAGUACACAACAUUAUUGUGGGGAAAUUAUGGAUCGAUCAGUCAGGGGAGAUAGAUGUGGUGAACCACAGGACAGGAGAUCGCUGCCAUCUCAAGUUUGCUCCCUACAGUUACUUCUCUAGAGAUGUACCAAGAAAGGUAACAGGAGUAGUAACAGAUAAGGAUGGAAAGGCCCAUUACGUGCUGUCAGGAACAUGGGAUGAGAAGAUGGAGUUUUCCCGGGUCAUGCAGAGCAGUAAAGGCGAGAAUGGCACUGAAGGCAAACAGAGGACUGUCUAUCAGACCCUCAAAGCCAAAGAAAUCUGGAGAAAAAACCCUUUACCAGAGGGAGCAGAGAACAUGUACUUCUUCUCCUCACUGGCCUUGACUCUCAAUGAAGCUGAAGAGGGAGUGGCACCGACAGACAGCCGAAGACGCCCCGACCAGCGGCUAAUGGAGGAUGGCCGUUGGGACGAGGCUAACGCGGAGAAACAGAGGCUGGAAGAAAAACAGCGCACGGCCCGUCGAGAAAGGGAGAGGGAAGCUGUUAAAGCAGUCAGCUCACCUGAGGAAGCUGUCACUGAGGAUUCAAUCAAUGACUCACCCUUGAAAACUGAUGCACAGGAGACUGGCACAGAAGCAAGUGAGGUUUCUGAUGAAACUGACACAGAGGACUCUACCCCUCAUACACCUGUUGCAUCCCCUUAUGGACCAUCACUCUUCCCUUAUUUAAUGGAAGGCAAGGAAGGUCCUUAUGGAGCUCCAGUCAAAAGCACCCAUCCAGACAACUACCAAGCACUGUGGUUUGAGAAGAUAGAUGACCCUGCAUCUGGAGAGACCUUGCAUGUCUACAAGGGGGGUUACUGGGAGGCGAAGGAUCAAGGCAGCUGGGACAUGUGCCCCGACAUCUUCUGAUCACAGCUGAAUCAGCUUGUUUCCCUCCAUGGUGUACAAAUGAGAAGAUGGUAAGAGGUGAACUACCUUCCAUCAGCUGAAGUGGGGAAAUCAAGCCUGAUAUCAACCUAUCUUCAAUAUCCGUAGCUUCAACUGAUCACAUAACCCCACCCCCCACCCCCCUUCAGCUCCCCUAUUCCAGCAGAGAUUUGCUCAGGAUCGAGGGCAUGUGGAUUCCACGCUCAAUGUAGAUACAGUGACAUUAUGCAUUGUAGUAACAUUGCAUCUGGUUAGUGUUCAGAAACCCCUAUCACUGCCUCUCAAACACUUCCAGAGAACACUUGGUCUGCUGCUUGUUUUCAGUCCGGGGGCCUGUGGUACAGCCUUUGAGUUGCAUUUAGCAACAGGUGAUUCUGGUCGUUUUGUGGAAGCACUAAUUCAUCCACAUGACGUCUUACUAUAUAUAAGGUUUGCUUAGACAGAGCAAGCCACUACCUGACAAGAAAUUUAUGUGUUAGUUGUGCAUUGCUUAUUAUUUUGCACUGCAUUUAUUGCAGCUUUCCCAACAGCACCACAAAUUGAAUCUUACCCAAAGUUUUCAAUAGUUCACACAGUAAAUAUUUACUACACCAGUUUGAGACCACCUCAAAUGCAUAGAUGGAAACAAAAGUGAGCUAUGUAAAACAAUUAUAUUUAUUAUUUCAACAAUUACUCUAAAUAAUUACAGAUACAGAGUUAGCCUUUGAAUUUAUGGUGAAUUGUGGUGCUACUUUAUUCACUGAGAGUGAAACAUAAGUCUAGAGGUAUACUAUAUCAACAUAUUAGCCUUUUUUUCAUUUUUGCACUCAACUAGACUCAAAAUGUGUGUAGGUUCUUUUCCCCCUGAUAACUCAUACAUGGCAGUGAUGAAGAGAGGUGAAAGCAGCUCCUUAUGAUUAUGCCACUCCUCUUAUUGUGAUUUGGCCUGAUAAAGUCUGGUUUGGUUAUCUUAAGAAUCCCUAAUUGUGAGUCUUAAAUGUCUGCAUACUUCAUCCCAUAUAGGAGUCUUUUUUUUACUUUUUUUCACUCUUGAAGAACAACAUUACCAUUUUCUGUUCUUUUUUCUUUUUUCUUUUUGAGGAAGAAUAAUGGCUUUUCUGUAUGUAGCACAUUGGUUUUAUUAUUUCACGUUAGCAUAUUGAAUUCCACAUAAACUGAAGUAGUGGUACCAAACAAAUCUGUAUUGGUCCCAUGAAAAUAUGAAAUAUGACAAAUAUGAAAACCCUGUCAUUUUGUGUUUCUUUUAACAAAUCAGUUGUUGACCAUCUCAUUGAAAGCAAGAGCGUGGUCAUAUUGUCUGAAAAAGUGUAUUAGAUUGACUCGUAUCUAUAUGUUUAAGAUAAAGUCUGUUAGGACAUGUGCACUACAUGAAUUUCAGUCUUGUAUUUUCAUACCUAAAGUUUGUGCUCUUGCUAUUACUGGGAUCAACCAUUUCAAUUCUGCUCCCAAAGUAGAUGAAGAUGUUGAGGCUCACAAUUAUAACAGUUGUGAUUUAAAUACAGAGCAGCAGGGCCGUGCUCCAAGCUGGAUUGCUACUGGCUUGGUGAUUAGUGAAGUGUUUUUGUCUUCCUGAUUUCCUUCAAACUUAUUCACCAUAGCUUUAAUCUUGAACUAGGAUAUUUUAGUCUUUGUGUGUUUUGACUGUAGAUUUUUAACAGACAGCAAUAAGAGUGCCUCAGUGCAUAUACACGUGGCACUGAAUGAAAUAUGAGGACAGUGUGAAGCAAGAAUGCUAAAACUGCAAAAAACUCAAUUCUGUCUUUGUAUUCGUCUGUAUUGUUUGUCGCUUGAGUGGAAGGACUGUAUGGUUGAUCUAAUCUAAAUUUCAUUUUAUAUUCAAGUGUACUUAAAGGAGGACACUUAAAAUGAAGAUCACAAAACAUAAUGUUGCAAAUAUUUCUGUGUAAAUAUAUUAAAUAGUAAUUGUGAUAUUAACUGGUUAUGUUGAUAGAGAAUCAAAAGGCAGUGAUGCACUUUUAAUAUUUUUUCUUUGUCAUUUUUAUUUACUCAGAUCUGGAUACAUUUUCACUGUCUGAGCUCAGAGUACCAAGUUACCAUAUGUCACCGUUUUCCACCUAAGAUAGCUUUAUAUUUUAAAUUAUAUUAAUUUGUUUUUGACCUAAACUAUUUCUUCCUACUUUCAACUUUUGCUUUAUACAUCAUUUAAAUAGAUAUCUUGAUACUACAGUACAUCUCUUUAAUUACAGAAUCAGUCUAAAAAUUUCUUUCUGUUCUGUCUUUUUUAAUACAAUAUAAUAUUGAUUUUUAACCAUUGGUCCUUAUUAUGUAGCCUGAUCGUUACAUCCAUUUUUAACUUUUUUUCUUAAGUUUCUACCUUUUAUCAUUCUAUUCCAUUGUUUCUUGCUCCGAUUUUGUUUUCCCUGCACAAAAAGACUGAAGGUGUUAUUGCACUUUAGUACAGUACAUCAGUGAUUUCAUUUUCUCUACUUGAUUUGACUGAUAAAGACUCAACUUUAAUGUCUGCUACUGAAGACUUUGUCACUUUGUGAGUUUGUUUUGAAAACAUUUCCGAAACCAUGUUCAGUAAUUGCAAACAAAUGUACAUAAGUGAAAAUAUACAUUUGUAUUGACUUGCAGUCUGAGCACACGUUUCACCUUUUCUGUCCAUUAAUUCAGAUUUUUAGCAGGAUUGUGUUAGAGGUUGACAAUAUUAAAGUGUAUGGAGAUGAA